This is a messenger RNA of Adelges cooleyi (spruce gall adelgid), 2164 nucleotides long. RefSeq names its product fatty acyl-CoA reductase wat-like. NCBI's taxonomy places the organism in Eukaryota, Metazoa, Arthropoda, Insecta, Hemiptera, Adelgidae. Gene Ontology annotation, cellular component: peroxisome. The coding region runs from base 261 to 1916 and encodes 551 amino acids. The transcript has 9 exons. Gene Ontology annotation, molecular function: alcohol-forming very long-chain fatty acyl-CoA reductase (NADP+) activity. Gene Ontology annotation, biological process: long-chain fatty-acyl-CoA metabolic process. The record is from RefSeq and is a predicted model, not a curated record.
UAUACUCAGACGUCUCUCAAGACUCGAAGUAUACACAAGUGCUGGGCCCUGUUGGUCAUGCAGUGUGUUUUACGAUUUUAAUAGUAAUUUUUUUUAUACCGUAGUCGAGUUUUUUUAAAUAAUUUAUUUUUUUAUCUCGAUUUCGCACAUAUUUGGUGAAUAACUAGAUAUUGUAUUUUGAAAUUGUAUUUUUUAUUGCCAUUUGUUUUAAAGUUGUUUUGACGUUUUUCUGUUAACGAAAUUUAUUAUAGCACAGAAAAAUGGCGUUAGAUCUACAUCGAAAAAAUGAGCUACGCAAACCGAAGAAGUCGUACGAUGAAAUAAUGAAGGACAUUGUGACCGAGGAGUAUCCUCUGGACCCGCUGGAAAUCGUGGGCGAAAGGAGUUUCGAUGACCCUGCAACACUCGAAGAGGCCGACAAGCUUAAGGGAUCUGACGUCCAAGAAUUUUACAGAGAUGCUACUAUCUUCCUAACUGGUGGAACUGGUUUUAUGGGCAAGAUGGUCAUUGAAAAGCUCAGCCGCUCUUGUCCAAAUCUCAAACACAUUUAUUUGCUGAUCAGAAACAAAAAAGGCAAAGCCGUCAACGAACGUAUCGACACAAUAUUCGAAGACAGGUUGUUCAUGAGGUUGAAGCACGAAAGACCCAAGUUUUAUCACAAAAUCUCAGCUGUUGCCGGCGACGUCUCCAUGCCGGGUUUGGGCCUGUCGGCGUCUGACCGUCAAAAGUUAGCCGACGAAGUUAACAUAGUGUUUCACGCUGCGGCUACCAUUAGGUUUGAUGAACACAUUCGCACCGCCAUUGACAUCAACGUGCUAGGCACCCGGGAAAUCAUCAAGCUGGCCAAAGAAAUGACCAACCUAAAGUCUUGUAUGUACGUGUCGACGGCUUACGCCAACUGCCCCCGCAAAGUAAUCGAAGAGAAAUUCUACGACGCGCCAUACAACUACGACGGAGUCAUAUCUCUGGUGGCUUCAGCGAAUGACGAUAAAAAGUUAGAAGACAUUACACCCAGCUUGGUCGCCGGUUGGCCGAACACCUACACCUUUACAAAAGCUUUAGCCGAAGAUCUGGCCAAACACGAAUCCGUCGGUUUACCGUUCGGCAUAUUCAGACCAUCAGUCGUUAUUUCGACUUACAACGAGCCCGUCCGAGGCUGGAUCGACAACGUUUACGGACCGAUCGGUAUGAUCGUGGGAGUUGGUACCGGAGUCUUACACACUUACCAAUGUAACAUCAACAACGUGGUCGACAUGGUGCCCGUAGAUUUGACCGUCAAUGCGUUGAUAUGCUCAGCUCACAAAGUCGGCAAAACCGCUUCAACCAUUCAAAGGGAUCCCCCAAUAUUCAACUACGUGAGCUCUAGCCAAAAUCCCAUUCUACUGGGCGACUUCUUUGAUGUAAUUAAGAAACACGGAUUGCCCCAUUGGCCGACCAUCAACGCUAUUUGGUAUUAUUCGUUCGUACCCACCACUAACCCGUACUUGUACGCUUUGUUGUUCCUAUUAUUCCACACGAUCCCCGGAUACGUUUUUGACUUUUUGGCUCAAAUGACCGGAAAACAGCCCAUCCUGGGUAACAUCUACAGGAAAACCAAGAAAGCCAGUGCCGCCUUGAUUUUCUUUGCCCACAGACAGUGGGACUUCCGAAACAACAACACACAAGCGCUUUGGGACGAAUUGUCGGAGGAGGACAAAAAGACGUUCUUCUUCGACAUGAAAACCAUGUCGUGGGACCAGUACGCGAAGGCUUGUGUUAUCGGACUGAGGUUAUAUCUUGUAAAGGACGACCUUAACACACUAAAGGCUGCUAGAAAUAAGUGGAAGAAGUUACACAUGGCCCACAUUUUAUUGAAAGUCAUUGUUGCCUUUGUUUUGUUACGCAUUUGCUGGUUCAUCGUCAACACAAUGUAUUAAUAAUUGUACAAUUUGUUAUUGGGGAACAUAAUAAGCAUGUAUAGGAGAGUCUUGUUGAUGUUUGAAUUAAGUUAUGAUAUUUUAUUUUACAUGUAUACGUGUAUAUUUAAUUAUUUUUUGAUCUCUGAUUGGUUGUAUAAUGUCUCUAAAAUUCAACUAAAUCAGAGUACAUAGUGUUUGUAUAUUUUUUAUUGAAAGAUUCAUGCAAGUUUUAUUGAGUGCAAUUAUACAAUUAGUCUUUUGUAAUA